AUGUUUGGACGCGUGCUUCGCAUCUGGCUCGUCGCGCUCGUGACGAUCCUCAGCUACUACGUCGCAAACAAGGUGCUCAAGGCUGCGACGCGCCGCGGCCUGUCGGCGGAGCGGGAGGAGGCGCUGCUCUCGUCCCUCCACUUGUUGAUGGCGCCGUGGCUGUGUCGGCAUCUGGUCGGCCUCCGCUCCGUCUUUGUCAAGUUCGGGCAGUACAUUUCUGGCCGCACAGACAUGGUUCCGCCCGAGUGGGCCGCCUCGCUGGCCCUGCUGCAGGACGACCUCCCCCCUUCACCGGCGGGGCACCUGCGCGACACCGCGCGGUCGGAGCUCGGCUUCGACGCGAGCGAGAUCUUCGAGUCCCUCGACGCGAUGCCCGUCGCCUCCGCCUCCAUCGGGCAGGGCGUCGGCGGCGACGCUGGCGAGGACCGCGCCGUGCUCAAGCUGCAACACCGGGGCGUGGACAGCCUGAUGCGGCGCGACAUGGUGUCGGCGCUGCGCAUCGCUCGCCUCAUGCAGUGGCUCGACCCGCGCUACAGCGCGUUCCACACCGUGCUCGCCGCUUGGGAGGGCGAGAUGUUCGCGGAGCUCGACUUUCGCACCGAGGCGAGGAACCUGCGCCAGGUGCAGCUCAACCUGCGCGCGGCCGGCGUUAGCGUGGCCAUCCCCACGCCGCUGCUCGCCUCGCGCCGCUGCCUCGUCAUGACCUUCGAGGAGGGCUUCAAGAUCACCGACAGCCGCGCCCUCGCGCUGCACGGCGUCGACGCGAACGCGCUCAUGUCGCGCGUCAUCUCAGCGUACGCGCAGUGCAUCUUCGUCGACGGCUUCUUCAACGCCGACCCGCACGCGGGGAACCUCCUCGUCCGCGUCCCGCCCCACGGCGGCGAGGCGAUGCCGGUGCGCCGCCAUCGUCGCCGAGAGGGGAGGGGGGCGUGCGGGGGAGGGCGAGGUUGA
Molecule: messenger RNA, 951 nt
Organism: Emiliania huxleyi CCMP1516
Lineage: Eukaryota; Haptophyta; Isochrysidales; Noelaerhabdaceae
Exons: 2
Coding region: 1-951 (316 amino acids)
Source: RefSeq, a predicted model, not a curated record